ACCAACAUUUGUAAAUAUAUAACAUCAUCAUUUAAAUAUGGGAACCCGUAUAACGGUGGAUAAGAAAAAACGAUAUCUAUCGGAGUCGUCACAACCGGUAGACAUACCGUCACUUGUGAUUAGCGAAUCGCCAGAUUUCGAUGAAAACAAGGAACGGGGCAACUGGUCAAAUGGCAUGGAGUUCCUACUGUCCUGUCUAUCAUACGCUGUAGGACUGGGAAACGUUUGGCGAUUUCCAUAUCUAGUCUAUAGAAAUGGUGGAGGUGCAUUUUUCAUUCCCUAUACCGUAAUGUUGGUAUUUGUCGGAAUACCCCUCUUUCUACUUGAGCUCGGUUUUGGCCAGUACGCCAGCGAAGGUCCCAUUACCAUCUGGAAAGUGUCGCCAAUGUUUCAGGGCCUCGGAUAUGCCAUGUUUCUCAUGUCAGGCCUGGUGUCCAUCUACUACAACAUGAUCCUGGCCUGGGGUCUGUUCUAUCUGGUCAGUUCGUUUACCACAACGCUUCCGUGGAAAUCAUGCGACAACUUCUGGAACACCGAUGCCUGUCGUCGAUUCGACGCCAAGAACUGUACGUCACAUAACGGAACAAUGUUGGCCAACAGCACGUGUAUCGCCCGCGACUGUUACUUCGCUAACGGAACGAACGUCAUCGACCAGCACUGGAAUCCGGCAAAGCUCAACACGACUGUCCUCAAUGCCACCUGCACCAUUGAUGACCCCGAAUGGACAGUACUGAAGCUCCAGAAUACGAAAAUGGCCAGCGAUGAGUACUUCCACAAUUUUGUUUUGGGUAUCACUGAAGGCAUCCAUGACUUAGGAGGGAUGCGUCUGGAGCUGGCUCUGUGUCUGUUUGUCUGUUGGCUUAUUGUCUUUGUAUGUCUGGUCAGAGGUGUCAAAAGUAUGGGCAAAGUUGUCUACUUUACGGCACUGUUCCCAUACUUUGUUUUGCUAAUAUUGCUGGUCCGAGGCCUGACACUGCCCGGUGCUGCCGAAGGCAUCAGAUACUAUUUGACACCCGAAUGGUAUCGGCUCACCGAAGCCCAAGUCUGGGCGGACGCAGCGAUGCAGAUAUUUUUCUCACUGUCCCCCUGUUGGGGUGGUCUGAUUACCCUGGCCAGUUACAAUCGCUUCCAUAACAAUUUCUAUCGGGACACCUUUUUCAUAUCGAUUGGCAAUUGCGGUACCAGUAUUUUUGCCGGUUUUGUCAUAUUCAGUAUCAUUGGAUUUAUGGCACACGAAAUGGGUGUCGACGUCAAUCAAGUGGCCACACAAGGUGCUGGCCUGGCGUUUGUAGUCUAUCCGGAAGCCGUGUCCCGUUUACCAAUAUCGCCGCUCUGGUCGUUCCUGUUUUUCUUUAUGUUGCUUACAUUGGGUUUGGGCACCCAGUUUACCCUAAUCGAAACGGUAGUCACCACCAUUGUAGAUACUUGGCCCGAUAAGUUUCGUCACCGCAAACCAUUGGUGUUGGCCGCGACCUGUGGCUUUAUGUUUCUGGUCGGACUAUUGAUAUGCACCAAGGCUGGCAUGUAUAUACUGCAACUUAUGGACAAUCACUGUGCCAGUUUUUCGGCUCUAAUAAUCGGUUUGGUCGAAGUUGUCGUUAUUGGAUGGGUUUACGGUAUCGACCGUUUUCUCGAUGACAUGAAAGUCAUGUUAGGCCACUAUCCCUUUCAUCGGCUCUAUUGGCGUACAAUUUGGAAAUAUAUCUGUCCAUCACUUAUUAUUUUCAUACUGAUCUUCUCGUUUAUUGACCUGAAACCGGCCAGUUAUGGUGACUAUGUCUAUCCGUGGUGGGCAUCAUUGAUCGGAUGGGGUCUAUCAAUCCUAUCGGUAUCUGCCAUACCAAUUGUAGCCAUCCAGAAGCUAUUGAAUCUGAAGGGACCCAUACUUCAUAGAUUAGAAGUUUUGAUGAGUCCUACAGCCGAUUGGGGUCCUAAACUACAAUUGCAUCGCAUGGAAACACACAGUCCAAAACAUACCGACAGUCAAGUGCCGCUCCGUUACGAUCUCGACAACGAUAGUAACGACUCGGACGACCUGAAGAUCAUCGGCAAAGACAACUAUAUAUUGGCCGACGAGCCAAGCGAUAGUGAUACCGGUUUACGGUUAAAGAUUCCUAUAUAUUACAGUGAAACAGGACUUUAGUAUCAAUAAUGUUGUAGUAGUAGUAGUACCGGUGCACCAUUAACACCAUACACCUACACAUACAUUUACACACACUUACGUAUACAUUUACGUAUAUAACCACACAUACACACCCACGCAAACAAGACAACAAAACAAAUUGAAUACUACUAUAUAUAGACACAAAAUAAACAUUACAAUACCGGUGUUCAUACCUAGAUCAAUUAUUAUUAUUCUUAUCAUUUUUGUAUCGAUAAAAUCAUACGUACAUCUAUAGUAUUAUAAUAUAAUU
This is a messenger RNA of Oppia nitens, 2414 nucleotides long. Its product is annotated as sodium- and chloride-dependent glycine transporter 1-like. Gene Ontology annotation, biological process: sodium ion transmembrane transport. Gene Ontology annotation, cellular component: membrane. The record is from RefSeq and is a predicted model, not a curated record. Bases 38 to 2143 code for a protein of 701 amino acids. The transcript is spliced from 12 exons. Lineage: Eukaryota; Metazoa; Arthropoda; Arachnida; Sarcoptiformes; Oppiidae.